Messenger RNA from Ictidomys tridecemlineatus (thirteen-lined ground squirrel), 4677 nucleotides. It is a transcript of the gene Slc6a1, whose product is annotated as solute carrier family 6 member 1. Lineage: Eukaryota; Metazoa; Chordata; Mammalia; Rodentia; Sciuridae. Gene Ontology annotation, cellular component: axon; cell surface; plasma membrane. The record is from RefSeq and is a predicted model, not a curated record. Gene Ontology annotation, molecular function: gamma-aminobutyric acid:sodium:chloride symporter activity. Gene Ontology annotation, biological process: amino acid transport; sodium ion transmembrane transport; nitrogen compound transport.
AGAGCCUUCUCAGCUGUGAAGAGGGGGCCCCCCAGCUUCUGGGGCCCGAUGUGAUCUGACAUAUGAGCCCGGGUGGGGGAGGCAGGAAUUCUCGUGGCUGCCUGGGACAGUGACCUGCAGCUCUCCCCACCUGUCGGCUGCCUGGUGUCUGCACGAUCUGUGUCUUAUGCCAGGUCUUAAGAUAACGCAGACCUGGCCAGAGGGACAUUCAAGGUCAAAGAUGCCCUGAAAGAGAUAUCGACAGCAGGUUGCUUUCGUGGCCUUCUUGUUUGACAAAGAAGAUCUGUGCAGAGAGGGCACAAGCAGGUUUUCUCCAGCAGAGGGAGCCAUUUUGGAUCUGACCUACCAUAAAAAACCACCAGAGUAACCUUCAGCCGCAAAGCUGUUGUCCACGUGGACGGGGGCCGACAUCGCACGUCCAUCCGCCAGGACCCCCGUGUCCAGAUUCAGAGACAUGGCCACCGAUGGCAGCAAGCUGGCCGAUGGGCAGAUCUCCACGGAAGUCAGCGAGGCCCCCAUGGCCAACGACAAGCCCAAGACCCUGGUGGUGAAAGUGCAGAAGAAGGCCGGGGACCUUCCCGACCGGGACACGUGGAAGGGCCGCUUCGACUUCCUCAUGUCCUGCGUGGGCUAUGCCAUCGGCCUGGGCAAUGUCUGGAGGUUCCCCUAUCUCUGCGGGAAAAAUGGUGGCGGGGCCUUCCUCAUCCCCUACUUCCUGACGCUCAUCUUUGCGGGGGUCCCCCUCUUCCUGCUGGAGUGCUCCCUGGGCCAGUACACAUCCAUCGGGGGCCUGGGCGUGUGGAAGCUGGCCCCUAUGUUCAAGGGUGUGGGACUUGCCGCCGCCGUACUGUCCUUCUGGCUGAACAUCUACUACAUCGUCAUCAUCUCCUGGGCCAUCUACUACCUGUACAACUCCUUCACCACGACACUGCCCUGGAAACAGUGUGACAACCCCUGGAACACGGACCGCUGCUUCUCUAACUACAGCAUGGUCAACACCACCAACAUGACCAGCGCCGUGGUGGAAUUCUGGGAGCGCAACAUGCAUCAGAUGACAGACGGGCUGGACAAGCCAGGUCAGAUCCGCUGGCCGCUAGCCAUCACCCUGGCCAUUGCCUGGAUCCUUGUGUAUUUUUGUAUUUGGAAGGGUGUCGGCUGGACCGGAAAGGUGGUCUACUUCUCCGCCACGUACCCCUACAUCAUGCUUAUCAUUCUGUUUUUCCGUGGAGUGACGCUGCCCGGGGCCAAGGAGGGCAUCCUUUUCUACAUCACCCCCAACUUCCGCAAGCUGUCGGACUCCGAGGUGUGGCUGGAUGCAGCUACCCAGAUCUUCUUCUCCUACGGGCUGGGCCUGGGAUCCCUGAUCGCCCUUGGAAGCUACAAUUCUUUCCACAACAACGUCUACAGGGACUCCAUCAUCGUGUGCUGCAUCAAUUCGUGCACCAGCAUGUUCGCCGGAUUUGUCAUCUUCUCCAUCGUGGGCUUCAUGGCUCAUGUCACCAAGAGGUCCAUUGCUGAUGUGGCGGCCUCAGGCCCUGGGCUGGCAUUCCUGGCAUACCCGGAAGCAGUGACCCAGCUGCCCAUUUCUCCCCUCUGGGCCAUCCUCUUCUUCUCCAUGCUACUGAUGUUGGGCAUCGACAGCCAGUUCUGCACCGUGGAGGGCUUCAUCACCGCCCUGGUGGACGAGUACCCCAGACUCCUCCGCAACCGCAGAGAGCUCUUCAUUGCUGCCGUCUGCAUCAUCUCCUACCUGAUCGGCCUUUCUAACAUCACCCAGGGGGGUAUAUAUGUCUUCAAACUUUUCGAUUACUACUCUGCCAGUGGCAUGAGCCUGCUGUUCCUCGUGUUCUUUGAAUGUGUCUCCAUUUCCUGGUUUUACGGUGUCAACCGAUUCUAUGACAAUAUCCAAGAGAUGGUCGGCUCCAGACCCUGCAUCUGGUGGAAACUCUGCUGGUCUUUCUUCACGCCCAUCAUUGUGGCGGGGGUGUUCAUUUUCAGCGCUGUGCAGAUGACUCCUCUCACCAUGGGAAGCUACGUUUUCCCCAAGUGGGGCCAGGGCGUGGGCUGGCUCAUGGCUCUGUCUUCCAUGGUCCUCAUCCCCGGGUACAUGGCCUACAUGUUCCUCACCUUAAAGGGCUCCCUGAAGCAGCGCAUCCAGGUGAUGAUCCAGCCCAGCGAAGACAUCGUCCGCCCGGAGAACGGUCCGGAGCAGCCCCAGGCCAGCAGCUCAGCCACCAAAGAGGCCUACAUCUAGGGGCGCGGGGCGGCUCGCCGACCCAACACUGUCACCCCGCCCAACCUGGUUGAAGGCGACCACCACUUGAUGACUGAAGAUAACCUUCUAUCUCCACCUACCUCAAGUGGCGAGUCCAGAUUCCAACACCACACAAAGAGAGGGGAGGUGGGGGGGGCAGUCAGACCCCUGGGGGGGCCCUCCUGGGGGGGGGGCCAUGUAACCCAGUGGCUUCCAGCAUCCGGCGGGCUGGUGACCUUUCUCCUGGGGGGACCCCAUAAGCAUCAAGCGGUCCGUUGACAUUCGUAACUGCCGUGGUAGCUCAUUUUUAUCCCGCCAGCGAGUGUGACCCUGUGACCCGGCCAGGCCAUAGACACACACACACACACACACACACACACACUCCUGGCUUUUAGUCGUAUUCUUGACUGUUUUCUUGCCGAACCCUGUGACUGUUAUCUUGGACUUUGCAGGAAGGUCGGUUCCGCCAGACACUGCUCUGGACAAAGGACAAGGGCGUUUUUGUAUACGGUGGGGACUGCCAGGGACAGUUUACUCGAGGUGGCAGGGAGCCCGCGGGGAGCUCUGACUUUUCUUUUCUUUUUAUUUUUUUAAUUUUCUCCUUCCCGAGGCAGCUGGACAAAACAACCCCCAAAGACCUCAGUCUGUGUGUGUUCCCAGAGCUGUUUCACAAGCAGCACGCAUAGCAUCCUCUGCAGCUCCGUGUCCCUAUCCCCAUCCUUGCCAGCCCAGGGCCCUUCUGAUUGGUGACCAUCCAGGCCCCAGAAGGGCUUAAAAUGCCACAAGCACAAUUCAUUUCUUUUGAUCGCCAUUCCUAAGGUACCUCAGGGCCCCGUGGGGGACAUUCCCCAAUUGGGAUCUCUGGUUUGUCGCAAGCAGCCCAGUUUUUCAGAGCACAAAACCACUGCAGAGUUGAAAUCAAGGUGGACGGUGUGUGUGUCGGAGGGUCCAGACCAUUCCAAUUAUCCUUCUGUUUUCCCUCUUAAAGUCUCACUCUCACUGCCAACCCCAUUCCAAGCUGCCACCCCCCCCCCACCCAGUCCCUUUCCUGGAAUCUCCUCACUGCCACUCAAAUCUACCCAGCCCGUGAAACAACCCAGGAACCAGUAUGAAUCCAGAGACUCCACCCCUACUCCACCCCCAGAUGCCCAGACGAUGAGGAUGUGAUGUGCUUCCGGAGAUUUCAAAGUGCUUCAUUGGGGAAGUGUUAUUUAUUCCUCUUUGGAAUCGGGCUCCAUGGUGCUGGCAGCAACGAAGCGGGUGAAGACAGUGUCUCAAAAGUUCCAGCAGCUCAGUACCUUUUGCAUUGGCCAGGAAGAUGGGUUCCCAUGUAGCAAAGCUGUAUGUCGUGCCCCCCCCAUAGCUCCUUAGCUCGUUAGCUCACAAACUGUGUUUUAUUAUGACUAAUCCUUAAUAACUAUGAUAAAUAACUGUGACUGUGAGGUUUGUUUUUUUUUUUUAAUCUCUUGUCAUUCUCAGCUGACAGUGACCAGCAUACCAGUUCUUGCAAUAAGGUAUUACCCUCAGAGUAUUAAGCACAUUAUCGUAGAGAAUAAAUAAUAUGUAAUGCACCUAGAAAUGCACACACAUGCACACUCAUUCUCACGUGUGGCACAUAGGGUCCCAUGUGAUAUUGUGUAGGAAAUCUACAACCUUCUCCCGAGGUUGCCUGUAAAAAAAAUAAUAGUCUCAUUGCUAAGGCAUCCCCGAUGCCGAGUGGCAAAGCCAUGUUCAAGCUGCAUAUGUAUUAAGUCCUAGAUUUAGAAUGAAAGGACCCUGCACUGUGUCUCCUGGUCCCAUCCCAUCCCCAUCCGUGUGUGAGUUCCUUUAGAAUUAAGAGCAAGGAGCCUUCUAACUUUCUCUUUGUUCUUCAAUGUGAAACUGAGAUCAAGUCUUUCUAAGUAUAUUUAAUGUUUGUAAGCAAUUCUAACUGAGAUGUUUGGCAAGAAAUCCCCUAACUGAUUUCCAUCCAAACUUACCUUAUAGAGCACAAUAGUGUAAGUGUCGUACAUUUACUGUGAGAACUGUGAAUAUGUGUAACUUUUUUCCUUUUUUUUUCUUUUUUUCUUUUUCUUUUUUUUUUUUUUUAGUAUUUGCCCAGGGAGGGGAAAAAAGAUAUUGUAUUAUCAUAUAUGCUUUUCUUUUUUGCAAUAAGGAUUUAUUCUCAGAACACCAAGUAAAUCUAUCUCUAUAUAAAAAAUAUAUGUAAUAUAUACAUAUUCAAAGUAUAUACAGAGCCUGUUUUAAAAAAAAAUUACAGUAUUAUUUAGUAAAAUUAUCUGUUCUAUGGACCAAAUGUAAAAUAUUUAUAAAUGAAGAUACAUUUUAAAUGUCUAUAAAUGGUGUCAUAACCAGAGCACGGGCGUUAUGUACGCUUCUAAGAAUUUAGAGGAAAAAUAAUAAAGGUUCUAUGAUAUACAACA